Messenger RNA from Chelonus insularis, 826 nucleotides. RefSeq lists its product as uncharacterized. The transcript has a single exon. Bases 154 to 705 code for a protein of 183 amino acids. The record is from RefSeq and is a predicted model, not a curated record. Lineage: Eukaryota; Metazoa; Arthropoda; Insecta; Hymenoptera; Braconidae.
UUAUAGAAACGUUGGAGAAGACGAUAGUGAACAAUUAAAGACAAUUGACUGUGAAUUGGAAAUAAUUCAAAAUCAUUUCUUUUAGACCUUACGAGUUAGUUACUACUGAUUUAUUGAUAUAUAAAAAUAAUUAAGUUGAUAAAAGUUUAUAAAAUGGGUUUAAAGUGGUUUCGAAAACAGUUAAGGAUCAAGCAAUCAAUAAAUUCAUCAGAGCUGCCGGGUUCUUAUCGUAAAUUUUCUCAAUUUGAGUUUGAUGAAAUGAAUUCAUCAUCUCUAACAAAUAAAAGUGAAUCUGAUAAUGGAAAUAUAUAUAGGCCAAAAGCUAUUCCAGUGUCUCCACCUUCAGUACCAGUUCUUCGAUCACCACAAAACCCUAUGGCAUCAUUAUUAUCAAGACAAGUUGAUAAUAGAACUCAUUCCCAUGAUUUUGGUAAAGAGUUAAACAAUACCAGUCAUGAUAGACAAAAUAAUACAUUGGAAGUAACUCAUCAGACGAAUAAUCAUUUGCCAAGAAAUUCAAUCGAUUUGUUGAAGAUAAAUCAUUCCUCGGAACACUCAACUGAUACAAUGAAGAAACCAGGAAUACGAAAGAAAAAGGGUAGAGCUCCAUUACCUCAACCAGCAUUUACGAAUGGUGAUAAUGAUGACGAUUUUUUGAAACCCGGAGUAGUAAGAAGUUUUAGAGAAAGUGACAUUGAAAUAUAAAAUUAUUUAACGAAUAUUGUUACUUUGAAACAGUUCACCGAAAUUACUUAUUGAUAAAGUAAAAAUGUUAUAUGGUAAAUGAGAAUAACUAUAAGAUUAUACCUGGCAACUUUGGCAAGAG